Lachancea sp. 'fantastica' is the source of this 492-nucleotide messenger RNA. NCBI's taxonomy places the organism in Eukaryota, Fungi, Ascomycota, Saccharomycetes, Saccharomycetales, Saccharomycetaceae. The record is from the annotation of a GenBank genome assembly.
AUGGCUAAGGACCCCGUUAACCUUGACAACAUCUACGCCAACAAUGUGGGAACUUUCGCGAAGAUCACCAACACUGUGCUGCCAGUAACAUAUCCUGAAAAGUUCUUUGACGAACAGUUUGAUGAAAAGCAUAAAGGAACCUUCUUCGGCCAAUUGGGCUACUUCGGGGAAGUUGCAGUGGGUGGUAUCAGAGCUGAGCUCAUUGCCAACAAAAAUGGCGGUGUGAAGCCAGCUGGUGUGUACAUUCAAGUUCUAGCAGUGCUAGAAGCGUAUCGUGGAAAGACCAUAGGAUCGAAGCUAUUGGGCUACAUAGAGCAACAGUCCAAGGAGCACUUCCAACACAAGAUCUUCGCACAUGUGGCGGUCGACAACGAAACGGGUUUGGAAUGGUACAAGAAACAUGGGUUUGAAGUUAACGGCUCACCACUCAAGGAUUACUACAAGGACACCACCGGAUCACCCGAUGCAUACGUUUUGAUCAAAGAAAUAUGA